AAAGUUUGGUAUGUCAAUUUGAUGUGUAAAGUUUGGUAUGUCAAUUUGAUGUGUAAAGUUUGGUAUGUCAAUUUGAUGUGUAAAGAUGGUAUGUCAAUAGUUUGGCAUGUCAAUUUGAGUGUAAAGUUUGUUUGGCAUGUCAAUUUGAUGUGUAAAGUUUGGUAUGUCAAUUUGAUGUGUAAAGUUUGGUAUGUCAAUUUGAGUGUAAAGUUU
This is a messenger RNA of Lottia gigantea (owl limpet), 213 nucleotides long. RefSeq lists its product as hypothetical. The transcript is spliced from 2 exons. The annotation marks the transcript as partial. The record is from RefSeq and is a predicted model, not a curated record. Lineage: Eukaryota; Metazoa; Mollusca; Gastropoda; Lottiidae.